This is a messenger RNA of Penicillium samsonianum, 2613 nucleotides long. Its product is annotated as DEAD/DEAH box helicase. Lineage: Eukaryota; Fungi; Ascomycota; Eurotiomycetes; Eurotiales; Aspergillaceae. Bases 1 to 2613 code for a protein of 870 amino acids. Gene Ontology annotation, molecular function: ATP-dependent chromatin remodeler activity; ATP binding. The record is from RefSeq and is a predicted model, not a curated record. The transcript is spliced from 9 exons.
AUGACUCAGUUCGACUUCACUAGAGAAGCGACGCAAAGGCGAGAUUGGGACGAGUGCGAUGCUAUUGCACCCAACGAGCAAUCCGAACCCGACCCCAAGAGACAAUGCAUGGAACAUGCAUGGACAACCCAUGACCUUCUUCUAGAUCCAUACCCAUUAUUUUCGAGCCUGGUGCCAGUAACCCACGCUCAGGAUGCUGAAGUGUCCCUUGGCUCACACGAUAUCUGGGCUAGCUUCCAAGAUGAGGUGCCUUCUAGCAACUUUGACCUUACGCGUUUCUUCAACGUCGAAAAUGAACAUUCGUCAAAUCUUGCCCAGCAAUCCUCCGGUUUUCAUCUUCAACCCCCAGAAGCUUCAGAUGCAACUCAAUCCCUUCCUACGCCAAAUUCCGACCGUAACUAUCCUGAUGUGCAGCCAAAGAUUACCACCACCCCCGGCACGCUUUUAGAAGACACAUUGUCCACUCCCCAGAGCCUUGUUUCCAGGUCAUAUGAUACGUGUUUCGGAAUGAUCAUCACAAGCGCAUCCUGCCAUAGAUUGCCUAAUGAAUCUGGAAAUUUUAUCCCAGUGAACGUCCAAGUACUUGGCGAUGUUCUGAAGCUGUUUGGUGGCCAUACGAAUUAUCAUGUCGGGUUAUUAAACUCACCAGCACUGGGAAAACUUGCACGCGAGUUCACUGUAACCUUCUCCGCCAAGUGCGAGAAGACUAAGGAAACUAAAGACAUGAGGAAAUCGCUGGGUUAUAAAGACACGCUGGUACAUAUCGUACUAUACGGACUUCACGAGGAUCUGAAUGCAGUUGGGAACACUCUCUCCGAGGGUGGUCUGUUUCUUCAGCAUCCAACUCAAUGUGACGCCUCCGUACCUUACAGAAACCCCCAGUAUUUGAUAUCUCCAGGAACCGAAAUGCCACAAAUUGAGGACCUAGCCAAUGGCUCCCUCUCAACCAUGACGAUAGUGAAUCAAUCCUUGGAUAAAGAGAGGACCAGUGAAGUAUUUCAAGCUUUCGAAACCGUGGACGGUCCAGCCAAAUUUGCCCCUGUCGAACAAAGCCCCCGAUUGCAGACAAAUCUCAAGGAGCAUCAAAUCAAAGCACUUUCUAUGAUGACCGAAAAGGAACGUGGUGUCAUUGAAGAGGCAGAUUUCCCAACUCUCUGGGAAAUCCUCCGUGACUUUGACGGUAACGUCAGGUAUCGACAUGCUGUCACCGGAUCAACACAGAAAUGUCGCCCGCAGCCCCCUGCGGGAGGAAUACUCGCCGAUGAAAUGGGGCUAGGCAAAACAAUCAGUGUAUUGGCACUUAUUGCAUGGUACCUUGAUGGUUUGUCUUUGGAGAGCACAGAACCAAGAACAACACUCAUCAUCACAACCCCCUCUAUCAUGACAACAUAUGACACUUUGCGUAGUGAAUGGUCAAGUGGGGCAGUAAACAGUGCUCUCUUUUCUAACUCUGAGGGAUGGGCUCGGGUGGUUCUUGAUGAAGCUCAUCAUAUCCGCUCUCGUACCUCCCAAAUCUUCCAGGCUACAUGCCAACUUCGCGCUCGGUAUCGUUGGUGCCUUACAGGGACCCCAAUUCACAACCGAUUAGAAGACUAUGCAGCACUAAUUUCUUUUGUUGGAGUACCUCCAUUUACUGGGCCAUAUGGAAAGACCGCAUUCGCGGAAUGGUUGAUCAAACCUAUACACAUGUACGGCAAGAAUACGUUGGGAAUUAACCGCCUGAGAAAGCUGGUUGCUGCGACAUGUCUCCGACGAACGAAAAGCCACGUGCAAGAUCAACUUAAACUACCACUACGCGUCGAAAGGGAGGAGCUUGUUGAGUUGGACUCAGGAGAGCGGAGAAUCUACGAUUUCCUUAAAUCCCGAGCUUCAUCUCUCGUCGUCGGGAACUCCACUCAGCACUCCCAGAUGGAUAAGGCGCGCUGGGGGACUAUGCUCUCUCUGAUCGGCUUUUUACGGCUUAUUUGCAACCACGGAGAUCAACUGUUACCUGCUAUAGCAACAGAUCUAUACCACAGCCAGACCUUGUCGACUAUGGAUUUUCAAUGCGACGCAAAUGACUUCGAACUUGAAGGAUUAAGCGAUCCUCCAGUCAGUCUCACGCCUGACUUGCCAUUGACACCAAUGGCGCCAAAUGAGGUGAUCAAAGCGGAUUAUCGCCCCUCGUCUAAAGUCAAUACACUAUUGAAGAACAUUCAGAAUGAGCAAAGCGGCAAUCAUUUGCUCUCUGGUGAACGACCCGUCAAGAGUGUCAUAUUCAGUUUCUGGACGAAGAUGCUCGACCUUCUUGAAGUUGCAAUGCAAGCAAACAAUUUUGUCUUCGAGCGCAUCGAUGGCAAAACACCUCUUGAAAAGAGGUCACUUGCUCUGAAGAGGUUCAGCGAGGACUCAAGUUGUACAGUGAUGCUCGCCAGCAUUGGAAGUGUUGCAGAAGGAGUCGACCUUACAGCAGCCAGUUGUGUGCACAUGGUUGAGCCACAGUGGAAUCCCAUGGUUGAGGCACAGGCUCUUAAUCGAGUGCAUCGCAUGGGUCAAGUUCGUGAUGUGACAGUAACUCGCUACAUUGUCAAAGACUCAAUCGAACUGGUAUAUUCAGCUUCACCCAUUUUGUAG